AUGGCUUCUCGUACCGUACUGGUCGGCGUGGACGCGUCGGAGACGUCCGCCAAUGCCUUCAACUUUGCCUCCAAGCAGUGCCGCCCUGGCGACGUUAUGCACGUGUGCUACGCCUACGCCCCUCUCAUGGACUUUGUUGGUCCCGAAUUCUCCAAGGCCCCCACCGAGGCCCAGCAUCAAGCCUGGCGUGAGCAGGAAGAGCAACGGUUCCAGAAGUUUAUGGAGUCGCUGCCCAAGCCGGAUGGUGUGAAGGUUGAGUCUCACAUUAUGGCUGGUGAUGCUCGCCAAGUGUUGACGGACAUGGCUUCCACCAAGUCCGCCGACCAGGUCGUUGUGGGCACACACGGUCGCGGUUUCCUCGGCCGUGCCAUCAUGGGCAGCGUUUCAAGCUAUCUGACCCAUCACUCCCCGGUCCCCGUGACUGUGGUGCCCAAGGAUCAAAAGUAG
Monosiga brevicollis MX1 is the source of this 447-nucleotide messenger RNA. RefSeq lists its product as uncharacterized. The transcript has 4 exons. Lineage: Eukaryota; Choanoflagellata; Craspedida; Salpingoecidae. The record is from RefSeq and is a predicted model, not a curated record. The coding region runs from base 1 to 447 and encodes 148 amino acids.